Zea mays is the source of this 1524-nucleotide messenger RNA. RefSeq names its product probable dolichyl pyrophosphate Man9GlcNAc2 alpha-1,3-glucosyltransferase. The transcript has 8 exons. Gene Ontology annotation, molecular function: dolichyl pyrophosphate Man9GlcNAc2 alpha-1,3-glucosyltransferase activity. The coding region runs from base 640 to 1056 and encodes 138 amino acids. The record is from RefSeq and is a predicted model, not a curated record. Gene Ontology annotation, cellular component: endoplasmic reticulum membrane. Gene Ontology annotation, biological process: dolichol-linked oligosaccharide biosynthetic process; protein N-linked glycosylation. Lineage: Eukaryota; Viridiplantae; Streptophyta; Magnoliopsida; Poales; Poaceae.
CCUCCUUCUCUCCAUUUCCUAUAUCUUACCAGUUACCACUGUUCACUAAAACCGUUUGCAACAGAACUUCGUCCUCAGCUAAAUCAGCAGGUGCUAGAUCUUUGCAGAUAUUCAGAACCUUCAUUUGCUUUGAAAUCCCUUGCCUCAGUUUUUCUUUGUGCUUUAGCAAUGUUUUUCUCUCCUCCCCAUGAUAUCUAGCUUACCCCAUCAACUGUGUAACCAACAUAUUGGCUGAAUGAUUUUCCAUGUUUUUUGCUCUUGUUUUGCAGUUCGCAUUGAUCUUCGGUCCAACAGUCAUUUUGCCCCCAAAGGAGUCGACAUAUAUUUUCUACUCGUUGAGGGGUUUAAGAAUUUCUCCAAGACUGCAAGAGAACUUGUGCACCGGAUGCAGAAGAUUGAUAGCGACUAUUAUCCCGAGACACUCCACCAAAUGUUUGUUGUGAACGCUGGCAGUGGAUUUAAGUGGAUCUGGAACAGCGUGAAGGGCUUCCUUGACCCAAAAACUUCAUCCAAGAUUCAUGUGCUUGGUUCGAACUACCAGAGCAUGCUUCUUGAAGUAAUAGAUUCGAGUGAGCUGCCAGAAUUCCUUGGCGGUUCAUGCACAUGUAGUGACAAGGGUGGUCCACUAGGAAGUUGCUGAUGCGGUGGACGGUGCUGUCAUCAGAUCUGUUGGUGUUCUUCCCAGCUGCUUUGUGGUUUGUGUGGGCGUACAUCAAACUUGGAGUCGGUAUUAGUGGAGAGGAGAGACGGGAGGGGUGGAUGUGGCUGCUAGCCAUGGUCCUGAGCAGUCCUUGCUUGGUAUUGAUCGAUCAUGGCCAUUUUCAGUGUAAUUGCAUUAGCCUUGGACUUACGCUUGGAGCAAUUGCUGGUGUUCUGUCGAGGAAUGAGCUCGUCGCUGCAGCUCUCUGCACUCUUGCAAUCAAUCACAAACAGUUCAUAUGGGCGCAACAGCGGUUGGUGCAGUGGCGCCCGUGUGAGUGGUGGCUGUCGGGGCCACCAGUGCAAGCUCCGUCCAGGAGGAACGGGUACAUCCGAAUAAACUACUACGACGUUUAGAUAUGAUUAUUGAUUAGCAUAAUUAAAAAUAGCAUGUUAAAUGCAUCAUCAGGGUCAAAGGAAAAUACAAAUUACGACCUGCAAUAUUAGAAACCAACAUCAUCUUUUGUGUUGUGAGUUUAAAUUCCUGUUUUGAUGGUUUUCAUUUUCUGAACACUAAAUCCAAGUCGGCGCUUUCUGUUCUUAUCAAGGUAACACAUGGAAUUCCUCUGUACCAGCUGCAUUUGUAAAUCAAAGCUAGGACAAAAGCGAAAAAGCUGGCUGGGCACUAACCAAACAAGCUUUUUUUAUUUUAGGCAUCACCAUUGGAUUUGUGUCGUUCUGAUUGUAGAAAUAACAAGGCUUUAGGAUUGGAAUAUUUACCCUGUAUUAUCAUUUAUGAAACAUAGUCUUAUGAUUGUUGCUAUUUUUGGUUCAUCGAACACACUUUACCACACCUGACCUGAGUUGGUCAAGUCUGGCUUUCCA